AUGUCCGAUAAUAUUGUUGUGUCUUCACUUAAUAUGGAACUUAUGGAUUGCCCAAUAUGCUGUGAACCCUUUACAACUCUAAUUAAUCAGUGUGAAAAUGGGCAUGCAACAUGCAACGCAUGCUCGGAGAAGACUCAAAAGUGCCAUUCUUGCACCCUGCCUAUCAGGAGAAUGAGGAACCGAAUUCUGGAAGAUGUUGCUGAGUCUUUGAGAAAUUAUGGAUGCCCAGAAACUGUUAGGUACCCCGACAAGAUCAACCACGAAAAGUUAUGUUCUUUUAUAGAGUGCUCAUGCCCCAUUGAAGUUUGCAAUGUCAAGGGAACCUCUGAAAUGAUUUAUGCUCACUGUAAAGUGAUGCAUAAAGAUUUUGUGAAGCCGUUUGAAAACAUAGACAUUGUGUUUGUUCUAAACAACACAACGUGUUUUUAUGGGAAUAUUCUUACAAUGUGUUGUCUUGGACCGUUAGCAGCUGGAUGCUGCCCCUAUGAAAUUGAAGUGAAUGCCAACUCAAGUCACAAGUUUCACAGUGCUACCCAGAACAUUCAAGGCACCAGCAAUUACUAUCGUUCUUUUUCAGGGUUCCUUCUUGAUAGUGACCACGAAUUUUUCGCUGACGGUAUGAUCAAGAUGGAGUUUUGUGUUUAUCGCGCACCGGAGCUUGCUUAA
Messenger RNA from Mercurialis annua (annual mercury), 666 nucleotides. RefSeq names its product E3 ubiquitin-protein ligase SINA-like 10. The coding region runs from base 1 to 666 and encodes 221 amino acids. Lineage: Eukaryota; Viridiplantae; Streptophyta; Magnoliopsida; Malpighiales; Euphorbiaceae. Gene Ontology annotation, molecular function: zinc ion binding. The record is from RefSeq and is a predicted model, not a curated record. The transcript is spliced from 4 exons.